Messenger RNA from Pyricularia oryzae 70-15, 975 nucleotides. RefSeq lists its product as uncharacterized. The transcript has 4 exons. Bases 1 to 975 code for a protein of 324 amino acids. Gene Ontology annotation, biological process: fatty acid elongation. The record is from RefSeq and is a predicted model, not a curated record. Lineage: Eukaryota; Fungi; Ascomycota; Sordariomycetes; Magnaporthales; Pyriculariaceae. Gene Ontology annotation, molecular function: oxidoreductase activity, acting on the CH-OH group of donors, NAD or NADP as acceptor.
AUGAUAACGCAAAUCCUAUCACAGAGCGGCAUCGGCGCCGAGUUGGCCCGGCGUCUGCACAGAAAAGGCUACCUAGUAGCCACAACCGCCCGUCGUACACUCGAGUCGGAGCAUCUCGUAUUCCCAGACACCGUGUGCAUCGAUGUCAACCUCAAGGCCGCCAUAUGCGACACGGUACUUGUGGUGCAUUUCAUGAGGCAAAACAGGCCUGCCAAAGAAGGGCGGAUUGUCGUCGUCACCAGCAUGCUUGCCCAACAAGUAGGCGUGAUGUUGCCUGAGUACGCUGCUUCCAAAGCCGGCGCGCAGCAAUGGGCUCAAAGCAUCGCCCCCGUUUUACAGGUUAGAGAGAACAUCACCGACAACGUUGUUUCGCCUGGCGCAUACAAUACCGACAUCAAGGCAGGAUUCCUGGGAGCUUCCAGGCCAGAGCACCUCUGCAUCAAGAGGGGCAUGAUGGCCGCUUUUGACGAGUUCUUGGACGAGGACAAGGGUGAUCGAACCGGAAUGGUUGCUGAGCUGACGCAUGAUUCGCUGCACUUCCACGAUCUGCCGCCGACCAAAGCCGGGGAACUUUCCAGGAGAAGCCCCCGACCUUACGAACCAUGGUUCCAAGUCAUUCAUGGCGAGCAAUCUGGGCUGUCCAGGGGGAUUAGCAGCUCCCAUCUCGAAGGCGGGGAUGGCGGCAAUGUCAAGAUCAUUGCUGUCACCGGAGCCACAGGUGCGCAGGGUGGUGGCGUCGUGAACAUUAUGAAGAACACCCACAGAUGGCGCGUACUAUCCCAAAACCUCGCCACCUUUCCUUCUAUCAUGAUGAUCCUCCAUCCUGUGCUGGGAAAAUACAUUCAGACGUUCCCCACGAGACCAGAUGCUACUGUGUUGCUCUCAGGAAGCAUGGAGCUUAGGAUUAAGGAGGCCGAGGUUGUCGGGUUCAAGGGCACUAUCGAGGGACUGCACACUAUGGGCGCCUGGGGCUGA